AUGGUUCCAACAAGAAGAGCUCUUCUAGCUACAGGUCUGCUGCUUGUCGCAGAGACCUCAGCCCAACUCGACAAUUCCGAGCAGGCUUUCGAUACUCUUCAAGAAUGGUAUGAUACCGGCACCGGCUUAUGGGAUACCGCUGGAUGGUGGAAUGGUGCAAACUCGUUCACAGUUGUGGCUGAGUUAGCACAAGCUGCUCAAUCGCAGAACGACUCGUCCGUUCUGCAGUCAGCCACGGAAAUCUUUACAAACACCUGGACCGUUGCUCCAUCAGCAAACCCAAACACGGACGACUCAGUUAAGACCAACUACGAUUCCAGCGACCCUGCAGUCUGGGGAGGCGGAUCAUAUGAUGACAACGGAUGGUGGGCUUUGGCAUGGAUCGCAGCGUACGAUGUUACCAAUAAUAAUACAUACUUGGAGUUGGCCCAGGGUAUCUUCGAUGGUUUGACUACAGAUGCUUGGGGAACGAGUUGCGGUAACGCCGGAGUGUACUGGAACUCAGACCAUCAAUACGUCAAUGCCAUCACUAACGAGCUGUUCCUUUCCAUCGCUGCACAUCUUGCCAAUCGUGUGCCUAGUAACUCAUCUUACUACGUUGAUUGGGCACAAAAAGAAUGGAAUUGGUUUGCUACCAGUGGCAUGAUCAACUCGAAUAACACUAUUAACGAUGGACUGACUGACUCGUGCACAAACAAUGGACAAACGACUUGGUCCUAUAACCAAGGAGUUGUUCUUGGUGGUCUAGUCGAACUCAACAAGGCCUCCCCCAACCAGUCAUAUAUUGACUCCGCCAACACUAUUGCCCAAGCAGCCAUCAGUGCCCUCACCGACUCCAACAACGUCAUCCACGACUCCUGUGAACCUGAUUGUGCCCCCGAUGCGACCCAGUUCAAGGGCAUCUUCAUCCGCAACUUGUUGAUGUUGCAACAGGCCUCACCGAAUGACCAAUAUACCACUGUUAUUCAGUCUUGCGCCGACAGUAUCUGGGCUAAUGACCGGGAUGACAGCACCAACCAGUUGAGUGUCAACUGGGCAGGGCCAUUUGUCAGCCCAGCCAACUCAUCCACACACAGCUCGGCCAUGGACGCGCUGGUCGCGGCUAUUUCUCUCUAA
Talaromyces rugulosus is the source of this 1116-nucleotide messenger RNA. RefSeq lists its product as uncharacterized. Gene Ontology annotation, biological process: carbohydrate metabolic process. The record is from RefSeq and is a predicted model, not a curated record. Bases 1 to 1116 code for a protein of 371 amino acids. Lineage: Eukaryota; Fungi; Ascomycota; Eurotiomycetes; Eurotiales; Trichocomaceae. The transcript is spliced from 3 exons.